AUCUCUCUCCCCUCUGUGUCGACUCUGGAGUGUCGGUUCUCUCUCUCUCGCACACAGACUCAGCAUCAGUAUGGCAGCUUAUGCUGCUCUUCUUUCCCUUGCUCAAACUACACAUCUCAAUACAUAUCAACAUCAAUCUCUCUUUUCUUCCGAAGCAGAAGAAAAAGUUAGAUCAAUCCACGACUAUGUCAGUUUCUUGCUAUUGUUCUUUGAAGAUUUUCCACAGAAAGUCAACCGUUGGGAAGGAAGGAUCAGGGACGUAUCUUAUCAAAUCGAAGAUAUUAUUGAAGUUUUUAUCUGUCACCGAAUUCAGCGUCAUCCAUCACGCGUCAAAUUGGAAGGCCAGCUCCAAAAUGUGAUGGAAGAAAUUGGUUUAAUCGCGGGCGAAGUCAUGGAAGAGCGACCUACUUAUCUACCUGCAUCUUCAUCAUCGUCAUCAAGGCUUGCGUCAACUGGCAACGACGCAGUGAUUGGUUUAGACGACGACAUCACAGCAAUAAAGGAACGGCUUUGCGGACAGUCACCCAAUCUUCGAGUCGUCCCCAUCGUGGGUAUGGGUGGAAUAGGUAAAACCACUCUUGCUAAAGCUGUUUACGACGAUCAAUUAAUCAUUGAGCGUUUUGAUAUUCGUGCUUGGGUUGUGGCAUCACAAGAUUACAGUCCGCAUAGGUUCAGGAAACUUCUUUUAGAUUCAAUGAAAUUGUUAGAAGAUCAAAUGUCAACAGAUGUGAUUGAUGAAUCUGAUAUUGACUCGAAAGUGUGUAAAAAAUUGAAGGGUUGGAGGUAUCUCAUUGUGAUUGAUGAUGUUUGGGGAACAAAUAUUUGGGAUGAUGUAAGGUAUAUGUUCCCGGAUGACAAGAAUGGAAGUCGAAUCAUGCUAACUACAAGGCAAUUGGAUGUGGCCAGUUAUCCUGACACUGCUGGCCCUCUUCAUGAUAUGAGGUUAAUGAAUUGUUCUCAAAGUUGGGAUUUGCUUAGGUUGAAGGUAUUCACAGACGGCUAUUGCACGCCUGAUUUAGAAGACGUUGGGACAGAGAUAGCACGAAGGUGCGCGGGGCUACCCCUUGCUGUUGUCCUAGCUGCUGGAGUCUUGACUUCAGUCAUCAGGACUAAAGCUUCUUGGGAGGAAAUUGCCAAAAAUGUAAAUCCUGUUGUUGGUUGGGAACUAGAGGAGAUACUCUCUUUGAGCUAUACCUACUUGCCUCAUCAUUUAAGACUGUGUUUUCUGUUUAUUGGAGGUUUUCUUGAAGAUGCAAGUAUUCGUGCUUCAAGGCUAUUUAGGUUGUGGGUAGCUGAGGGUUUUCUGAAGCAUAAAAAUGGAGGUAGUAAAAGCUUGGAAGAGGAGGCAGAGGAGUGUUUGGAGGAUCUUGUAAAGAGAAAUCUUGUGAUUGUGACUAGUAGGAAAACUAAUGGGAAAAUCAAGAGCUGCAGCCUCCAUGAUAUGGUACGAGAUUUGUGCAUAAGGAUAGCCCGCGAAGAGAAGUUUCUUCAUGUUAUGGAUGGGCGUGAUCUUCCACAAGGCUUGAUGAAUGAGCGACGCAUCAGUUUCAGUCGUUCUGAUAUUGAUAAAAUUUGGGGUCCAACCUUCCGUACCAUUCUGUGCUUCCAAACGAAGAUUUUUCCUAGUUGGCUGGCCAUGUUAGGAAGCUAUAAAUUGCUAAGGAUAUUGGAUGCGUUACAUGUAAACCUGAAAGUGCUACCUACUGUAUUAUUUGAUCUGCAUUGGUUAAGAUAUCUUGCUUUAAUGGGCUCUUUCAGAAUUCCAUCUGCUGUAUCUAAUCUUGUGAAUCUUCAAACAUUAAUCAUUCAUCUACAGUUUGGAAAGCUACGACGAAGGUAUGAUGAUGGUGUACGCCGCUCUUUGCCAUUGGAAAUUUGGAGGCUGCCGCAACUAAGGCAUCUUUUCUUCCAUGCUCCUUAUAUGCUACCUCAUCCUCUGGAAGGAUUAAAUCUUCCUCUAGAAAAUCUCCAAACUCUUUUGCUUGUCGAAAAUCUUGUAUGGAAUGAAAAGAUCCUACAAUUAAUUCCCAAUGUCAAGAGAUUGGGACUUACUUAUUCAAGCAAUCAAGACCAUCACCUCCAUCAUCUCAAAGAUCUGCAUCAACUUGAACGGUUGAAAAUGAUUGGGUAUCGGGAUUUUUCAUGGAGGGGGCAAAGUCCUACUUUUCCUUGUGCAUUGAAGAAGUUGACAUUAGUAGGCGGGGGAUUUCUCUGGAAAGAUAUGGCCAUUGUGGGUUCAUUGCCUAAUCUGGAAAUCCUUAAACUACUAGGUAACGCUUGUGAUGGUGAAACAUGGGAAACAACUGAUGAAGAUUUUCCUCGGCUGAAAUUUUUGCUAAUUGAUGAAUCGCAUCUCCGGGAAUGGAUAACUCACAGCAAGCCUUUCCCAGCACUCAGACGCCUAGUGCUUCGUUCUUGUCGCUAUCUGAGAGAGAUUCCAGAAGGUAUAGGAGAAAUUCCAACCCUUGAACUGAUUGAAGUUGAUUAUUGUACAAAUUCUCUUGUGGAAUCAGCCAUGAAAAUAAAAGAGGAUCAAGAGAGUUAUGGAAAUUAUGAUCUACAAGUUCUUGCUGGCCAUGAGGAGAUUCAGUCAUUUUACAAACGGAUGGCUCUAUCACCAUCAAGACCUGCAACUUUGAGCAAUGAUGCAGUGAUUGGUUUAGACAAUGAUCUGGUGGCAAUAAAGGAGCUGCUUUGUAGACAGUCAUCCCAACUCCAAGUUGUCUCGAUAGUGGGUCCGGUUGGUAUAGGUAAGACCACUCUUGCUAGAACUGUUUACUAUGAUCCAUUACUCUUGGAGCAUUUUGAGAUUCGCGCUUGGCUCACAUUAUCACUGGAUUAUAGUCCACUUAGGUUGAGAAAAGAAAUUCUUUUAGGCCUUUUAGAUUCAAUGGAGUUGUUGGAUGAACAUAUGUCUGGAGAGAAGAUUGGUGAGCCUGAAAUGCUAACUAAAAUACAUCAAAGGUUGAUGGGUAGGCGGUAUCUCGUUGUAAUGGAUGAUUUUUGGACCACAGAGGAGUGGGGUGGUUUCAGUGAUAUAUUCCCCAAUGACGAAAAUGGAAGUCGAAUCAUGUUAACCACAAGGUUGGCAGAUGCAGGUUCUUAUGACAAUUCUGGAAACUUUCUUCAUCGGAUGCAGUUGAUGGAUGAUUAUCAAAGUUGGAAUUUGCUUAAGCAAAAGGUGUUCGAAAACAUAAAUUGCCCUCCUGAGUUGGAAGACAUCGGGAAAGAGAUUGCACAAAGAUGUGCAGGACUACCCCUUGGUGUCGUCCUGAUUGCUGGUGUUCUGUCUGCAGUAGAUAAGACCGAAGCUUCUUGGAAUAAAAUUUCCGAAAAAUUAAAUCCAAAAUUUGGCCCAUCUUUGGGGGAGAUACUAUAUUUCAGUUACAAACAGUUGCCUCAUCAUUUAAGGCCCUGUUUUCUGCGUAUGGGAGAAUUUGCAAAAAAUAAAGAAGGCAUCCAUGCUUCAAAACUCAUUCAGUUAUGGGUGGAUAAGGGCUUCUUGAAACAUGAGAAUGGAUGCAUUGAGAGCUUGAAAGAGAAGGCGGAGGAGUAUUUGGAGGAUCUUGUCAAGAGAAAUCUUGUGACUGUGAGUAGCAGGAAGAAUAAUGGAAAAAUCAAGUAUUGCAGCGUCCAUGAUAUGGUGCGAGACUUGUGCGAGGCUUCUGUUUUCGCUCAUCAACAAGGCUCGAUGAGCGAGCGACGAGCAGAGCCUACCAAGACAGGUUUCUUCAUGUUAUUGAUGAACUUGAUCUUCUGCAAGGCUCGAUGAAUGAUCAGUUUCAAUUGGGAAGAUGGAAAAUUUGUUUUUGUAUGAUUGUAUCACUUGUAAUUAAUCUCUGGCAAACUGAUUAGCUCGCUACUUUUCGCAAUUUGCAAACAUAUAGUAUCUGGCUUGUAAUCGGUUCAGUCACGGGUCAACCGAAUCGGUCCAUCCGUUAACCAAUUAACCACAUAUAACCGAAUUGUUCAAUUAAAAAAAAAAGAAAAAAGAAUAA
Messenger RNA from Salvia miltiorrhiza (redroot sage), 3998 nucleotides. RefSeq names its product putative late blight resistance protein homolog R1B-8. The record is from RefSeq and is a predicted model, not a curated record. Gene Ontology annotation, biological process: defense response to other organism. NCBI's taxonomy places the organism in Eukaryota, Viridiplantae, Streptophyta, Magnoliopsida, Lamiales, Lamiaceae. Gene Ontology annotation, molecular function: ADP binding. Bases 71 to 3772 code for a protein of 1233 amino acids. The transcript has 2 exons.